AAAAAUAAAUUGAAGAUACAUUGGAUAACUACUUCUUGCAGUUAAUAUUCCUUUGUGGAAUUUUCACAGGUAUACAGGCCACUAGAACUGCAGAUUAACUUGGUCUUUUGGCUCCUGAGAAAUUCCCAGUCAUAUCUAAUUCUAGUUCUUUGUAUAAACCAAGUGUGCAGUUAUGUACCAGAAUAUGGCUAGGCCCUUCCUUUCUGGUUUCCCACUUCAAUUACUGGCCAUGGGUCUACUAGCAAUGUUUUUUUGUGCUAGCACUGUGGAAAAUGAGAAAUAUGAAAACAGAAGGAACCAGGAAAAGACAUCCCAGUGGAAUGAAACAAGCAGUCUUCCCUUGUCAUCUUCCCAGGAUUCAGAAAAUACUGCAGGAAAAAUUCAUAGCUCUGAUUCCCGGAAUGCCUGGAAGCUCCUUGUGAACAAUGAGGUGAGGAGCAAAAAAAUGAAUAAAAACAAGUCCAAAAAGAUUAAGUUUGGCAUUCCAGGCCUGUUAGAGCCUGCAGAGCCACCACAACCUCCUCAAGAUACUAUUACUCGGGAGAAGUUGCUGAGGGAAUUCCGGCUGCUUCUUAAAGGAAUAAUCAGGGAGCAAGAAAGGAUCAAUGUGAAAAGCACCAGCAAAAACUGCCAGCAUGGAGAAGAUAGGGAUGGAAAAGAAGAGAAUUUAUUUCCCCAGAUUAGCAUCCCGCUGAUAAAAAGCAGGGAGCAAAGACGAGUAGAAGCAGCAUUCCACUGCCAGACCCGGAAGAACAUUUCAGUAGAUCGACGAUCUCUUCAAGAACUUCAACUUUAUUACAUAACUAAAAAAGAAGAGCUAUUCCAUCGUGGCCUAGGUUUAAACCUUAACAACGGCCAAUAUAUGGCCCCCAUCAGUGGAUACUACAUUUUCAGUGCCAGGUUGUAUGUUGUUCCUGAAAUCCAUCCCAAAAAGUACCAGCCAAGGGGCCGAGAUCACCUGCGCUUGCUGAUCUGUGUUGAGUCACUCUGCCGCCAGAAAAGUUCUCUGGAAACAGUCAGAAGUUUGGAUAAAAGCAGUGAAUAUUUCACUGUUUCAGUCAGUGGAAUUCUCUUUCUACAGGCUGGCCAGUAUGCUUCAGUCUUCAUAGAUAAUGCAACAGGAUCUUCCUUCAUUGUACGAAGUGGGUCAGACUUCAGUGGUGUCCUCUUGGGUAUCUGAGUGACCCACGGCUGCCUAUUUUUAAGCUGAAACCCUGCCUUUAAUCAGCAUUAAACUAAGCCUCUCUCUUUUGGUCAAGUGGAGUUGGAAUCACUAGAAGGAAGCACAAACCUUUGAUUAAGCAUCCAAAGGUGAAAAAUCUGAUCGUAAAAAAGUUCACCAAGUGGCAAAACAUCCAAAGGAAGCAAGACCACAAAUGACAUUUGACUGAAGAUAACUUAUACAUUCCUCUAGCACUAAAGAUCUGAAAUUUGACCCUUCAGUUUCCUAGUUUACCUGUUAAGGUGGCUCUCAAUCCUAAUUUAAUCCUGAAAAUAUACAUUACAUGCUGUUCCUGCCACAACAGAAUGGUUGUCAAAAGUUUCUAUUUCCUGAAGAUACUAUCUUAUCAGCUCAUAGUCUUUCAUUAAGGAUAUCGAACACUUCUACCCACUCUGCAUAUAUGUACUUACAGAAAUCCUCUAGAGUCUAAGUUUUUGUUCAUUGGUAUCCUACCUUUCUUCUCAAGUGCUCAUGAUGGUAAACUCUCUCCUCCAAUAAUCACCCCCACCACUAUAUUUUGGGCUGAAAGAUCAUGCCAGGCCUAAAGUCACCUAGUGAGCUUUCAUAGUAGAAGAUGGACUUCAGUCUGAAUCUCCCUGGUCCCGUAUCUAAACCACAGCCCUACAUUUACCAACCUGUGAAAUGUCCUGUUUUUUAUGGUACUCUUUGACCCUUGUCUGAUGACACUGUAUACAUUAGGUGAAUUAUUAUCAAC
Molecule: messenger RNA, 1937 nt
Organism: Candoia aspera
Lineage: Eukaryota; Metazoa; Chordata; Lepidosauria; Squamata; Candoiidae
Gene: ERFE
Product: erythroferrone
Exons: 8
Coding region: 173-1180 (335 amino acids)
Molecular function (GO): hormone activity
Source: RefSeq, a predicted model, not a curated record